AUGGGGGAUCUCGGGUUGCUUGGACAGACAUCUCUUCAGGAUUCGCCGAGACAUUCUCCCACUGUUAGGAGUAUGCUGGAACUGAGACCUUUAUUGUCUGAUCUUAUGAGAUGUGAUAUAGGGAAUGGCAAGGUGGCAAGAGUUUCUGGUCCUCGUGGGCUUCGGGUUAGGAAGAGUGCGGUUGUCUUUGAUGCAACUACUAAUGGCUCUUGGAGAUUACCAGCUGCAAGAUCGCAGGAGAUGCAGUCCAUUCAGAUUGCUAUUACUGCAAUAGAGCCACCAGAUUCUGUUAGGGGUCCUGAUCGAUUUUUAUGGCGGAAGUCACCGGAUACUUUCCGUCCAGCGUUCUCUUCUAAGGCAACUUGGGAGUAUUUGCGGACUCCGACACCAACUGUGUUUUGGCAGAAAGCUAUUUGGUUCAAGGAAAAUAUUCCUAGGAACACAUUUAUGGCUUGGUUGGCUCUGCUGCGACGUCUUCCCAUAAAGGACAGACUGCGUAGGUGGGGCUUAAAUGUUCCGGCUGAGUGUGUGCUGUGUUCAUCUGCUCUGGAAACGCACCACCACUUAUUCUUUGAGUGUAGUUUCUCUGCUGCUAUCUGGCAGGGGUUCGCGUCUCAAAUCAGGGGCAACCCUCCCGCGGACCUGCACGCAGCUGCAGCUUGGAUUCUAUCUCCCUCUCGCCUUGUUAGCAGGGACCAAGUCAUUCUCCUAAAGCUCAUCUUCCAAUCGACUAUCUACCUGAUUUGGAAGGAAAGAAACUCCCGCAUCUUCACGUCAGUGUCAACAAGCUCCUCCGCAGUCAGCUUGGCUCUCGACAGACUACUCCGUGACCGGCUUCUAUCAAUCCCAGCUUCAUCUCCAGUCGGCCCUUCUCUCCUCCUCCUUUAUUUUACUUCUUUUAGACCUCCUUAA
Raphanus sativus (radish) is the source of this 912-nucleotide messenger RNA. RefSeq lists its product as uncharacterized. The transcript has 3 exons. The record is from RefSeq and is a predicted model, not a curated record. Bases 1 to 912 code for a protein of 303 amino acids. Lineage: Eukaryota; Viridiplantae; Streptophyta; Magnoliopsida; Brassicales; Brassicaceae.